AUGGUUAAAUAUUUGCCAAGACCAACGCGUCACGGCGGAAACGUUCAUCCAGCAGUGGAUUUAGAAAGGGGCGUCAACGAGGCUGCUCGUCACGGCUAUUUGUUCGGACAAUCCAGAGACGAGCAAGCCCCUUAUGUGCGCAUUCGCUUAUCUGGCACCCUGUUUUCUCUGCUACGGGAAAGGACCACAGCUGUUUGUCAAUUCAGAGCGCAACCAAAUGUGACUGGAGUGGAUGAGAAUGAAGAGAAUAUGAACUCUUGCAGCACCGACGUUAAAGAGAAUCGUCACAUCGGAAACAACAUGUCCAUCACGGAGCCCGCUCUCGGACUGUGCUCCAUAGCCAGCAUUCCCGCGAACAGGGGCUCCACGAAACGCAAAAGGCCCCUGGAGGAGGGCAGCAAUGGCUCUAUGUUCCCGCGUUUUCGGCCGAAAAAACGGAGGAGGGCGCCAGGGCCGGCUGUGCCAAAGAACGCCCUGAUGCAGCUCAACGAGGUGAAGCCGGGCAUUCAGUACAAGAUGGUGAACCAGGUGGGGCCCGUGCACGCGCCCGUCUUCAUCAUGGCCGUGGAGGUGAAUGGUCAGACCUUCGAGGGUUCGGGCUCCACAAAGAAGAAGGCAAAGCUGCAGGCGGCCGAGAAGGCCCUGCGCUCCUUCGUGCAGUUUCCAAACGCUUGCGAGGCCCACAUAGCCAUGGGCCAGAACACCGCAGCGAUCACCGACUUCACGUCCGACCUGGCCGACGUCCCGGGCAUGAACUUUAACAAGUUUGACCUACCUGGGGAGAGUGACUCUUUUUCUCAAGACUCCAGCGAGAGCGAGUCAUUUCUGUCUACAUUCGGACUCAACGGCUUCGAGGCGAAGGCAAGCAGGAGCGAGGCCCAAGCAAACCCACCUUACCCUCUUCUCUCGUGCGGAAAAAACCCGCUGAUGAUCCUCAAUGAAAUGCGACCUGGGCUCAGGUUUGACUUUGUCGCAGAAAUCGGCGAGAGCCAUGCCAGGAACUUUGUAAUGGCUGUGACAGUGGAUGGGCAGACAUUUCAGGGAUCUGGUCGCAAUAAGAAGCUGGCGAAGGCUCGAGCAGCGCAGGCUGUGCUUCAGGGCAUUUUUCAUCUGCAGCUGGAUGCCACCCCCGGUCGCCAGCAUCCAAGUGAGGGCCUGCAGCUGCACCUGCCACAG
This is a messenger RNA of Callorhinchus milii (elephant shark), 1176 nucleotides long. Its product is annotated as double-stranded RNA-specific editase 1-like. The record is from RefSeq and is a predicted model, not a curated record. Gene Ontology annotation, cellular component: cytoplasm; nucleolus. Gene Ontology annotation, molecular function: tRNA-specific adenosine deaminase activity; double-stranded RNA binding; double-stranded RNA adenosine deaminase activity. Gene Ontology annotation, biological process: adenosine to inosine editing; RNA processing. Lineage: Eukaryota; Metazoa; Chordata; Chondrichthyes; Chimaeriformes; Callorhinchidae.